Molecule: messenger RNA, 8909 nt
Organism: Gopherus evgoodei (Goodes thornscrub tortoise)
Lineage: Eukaryota; Metazoa; Chordata; Testudines; Testudinidae
Gene: AFF3
Product: AF4/FMR2 family member 3
Exons: 23
Coding region: 56-3793 (1245 amino acids)
Biological process (GO): regulation of gene expression
Cellular component (GO): nucleus; super elongation complex
Source: RefSeq, a predicted model, not a curated record
GACGCUCCGCUGGUGCAGCUCAGCCGCGCUGACGCGUCUCCUCCUCGUCCUCACCAUGGACAGCUUCGACUUCGCCCUGCUCCAGGAAUGGGACCUGGACUCGCUCUGUGUCUAUGAACCAGACAGAAAUGUUCUGCGGAGAAAAGAAUGGGAGAGGAGAAAUCAGGAGGCACAACAGGAAGAUGGUUCAUUUAAUACCAGUUACUCCCUCUUCAGUGAACCAUAUAAGACUAACAAGGGGGAUGAGCUCUCAAAUCGUAUCCAGAAUACAUUAGGCAACUAUGAUGAAAUGAAGGACUUAUUGACGGAUCGAUCCAACCAGAGUCAUCUUGUUGGAGUUCCAAAACCUGGGAUUCAGCAGGCACCUGUGAACAAAACUGAUGAACAUUUUAUUGUAGAUUCAAGACCACAGCCUCAGCCUUCCAUCUGCAGCACUUCAUCAUCCAUACCAGCAGCUCUAUCUGGUCAGCAAAGCAAGAGUCCCACAAUGGGUUGGCAGAAAGCUGGGCACAAUGCUUCUGAUGACCAGCAGACGGCAAGCAAGCAUGGGCACAGAUUGCUUGAAUCACACAACAGUGACUUCAAAAUGGCUAACCAAAAAACCAGUCUGGAAAAGCUUAAACACUUUGCAUCGAGUCCCACAUCGUCAUCUGUCAGUGCUGCAAAACAAGGUACUUUAAGAUCCGUGCUUGGAGACAGUGUCAGCAAAGCACAACAGCAGUCCAAAUUAAAUUGCAGUGUAGAAGCAGGAUCUCAGGCUCAAGAAAGGCCAGCAAAACACAGCACUGGGCACUGUGUUCAGAACUUCCCUCCUUCACUUGCUUCAAAGCCUAAUAUAAUUCAACAGAAACCAACGGCUUAUGUAAGACCAAUGGAUGGUCAAGAUCAGGCUCCUGAUGAGUCUCCAAAGCUGAAGUUAUCAGCAGAAGCUAACAAGCACUGUACAUCAUAUAGGGGAGUACCUUCUAAUAAGCCUGACCCAGCUAUGGCCAAGACCAAGAUGGCAAAAUUUAACGUUCCCAGGCAAGAAGAGGAGAGUGGAACAGGAGAUAACACCUGUAUUGAAGAAAUUUUGCGGGAGAUGACCCAUUCUUGGCCUCCACCACUCUCAGCUAUUCACACACCUGGAAAAGUGGAACAGAGCAAGUUUCCAUUUGCAAACAAGGAGUCGCAGCAGGUGUCUACAGGACACAGCAAUCCAAGGAAAGGUGAGGCUGAGCCAAAGAAUCCAGAAAACAGUGCAUCACAUACGUCAAUGCUAGAAGAUGACCUCAAGUUAAGUAGUGAUGAAGAAGAGAAUGAUCAGCAGGCAGCACAGAGAUCUGCUCUCCGCAUUCUGUCUGACAGGUACAUUUUGAGGGGAGCAGGAGAAACAGAUCUUCCACAACCCAGUAGCAGAACCUCGGGACUCUCCAGCAAGAGGUCAAGUAGCAGCAGCUCCAGUGAAUCCGAGAGCAGUUCCGAAUCUGACUCAGAGAGUGAAAGCAGUUCCAGUGAGAGUGACGGCAGCAAGCCCUCUCAUUACUCCAGCCCAGAGCCUGAGCAGCCAUCAUCAAACAAGUGGCAGUUGGAUAAAUGGCUAAAUAAAGUUAAUCCUCACAAAGCAUCUAUUCUUAACCAAAAUGAUAAUCAUGGACUGGAGGGCAAUCAGUAUUACAGCAGCAUAAAGGAUGAAGGACAGGAAUGUGAGAAAAUACCAGCUAUUUGCCAAACUGAACUUAGAGACAAGGAAAUUGAGAACCCCAGCAAAGACGAGUUGAGGCCUAGAACGGCUAAUAAAGCACCAGGAAAUAAAGGAGGGAAGCAGAAAUCACCUGCUGCUGUUUCUGGAGACAGCUGCCCUCAGAGAAGGACGACUUGUAAAAAACAGCCAAGAAGAACAGAGAGGACCUCUGGUGGGGAUGCCUUGAACUGCCAUACAUCUGAGGAUCUCGCUUUGAGCCAAGUAUUUUUGGAAAAUAACAUCUGUGAACAACCUAAAGCCAGGCCCUGCAACAACAGAACUGGGCACAGAAAAGAGCCCCGCUCUGUCGCUGCAUGUGAAAAGAGACGUACCAGAGGGCCAAGCAAAACUGCACCCAAAUCCAAGGAAUUUAUUGAGACAGAGUCUUCGUCUUCAUCGUCUUCCUCAGAUUCAGCUUCAGAUUCCGAACAAGAGGAAUAUCUUCUGCCCAAACCUCAAACUGUGGCCUCUGCUUCAGGUGGGAGUGAUCAGAGGUUGAAGGACUCCGUGAACAGUAACACUAACAAAACUAACAGCAGCUGCAGUGCCUUUGGCUCCAUUAAUGCCAAGACUAGUAAUGAUAUAGCAAAGGAGCUGGAGGAACAGUUUUAUACUCUAGUUCCUUUUGGCAGGAACGAGCUCCUGUCUCCUCUGAAAGACAGUGAUGAGGUAAAAUCACUGUGGGUCAAAAUUGAUUUGACUCUUUUGUCCAGAAUUCCAGAGCGUUUACCAGAGGAGCCACUGGCAAUGAGCACUGGAGCAAAAGAAGAAGCCAGCCUUCAGCAGAAUAAUUAUACUUACCCACCAGCAGAAAAGGUUGUGCCAAAAUCUAGAAGGAAACGCAAGUGUGAAAAUGAAGAGGAAGACAGGGAGAUCAAGAAGACUCAUUUAGAGCGAGAGUGUUCUUCACGAUUAAUUGCCUCUGCCCCAGGUAUUUCAACAGCAAAUCAUUGCAACAGGAAUGAACAUAGCUUGGUGAUACCAAUAAAUAAAAAUGAGAAAAUGCUUCAGUCACCCAUCUCACCCCUCUCUGAUGCAUCAAAACACAAAUACUCCACUGAUGAUUUAACUUCUUCCAGUAGACCUAAUGGCAGCAGUCUAUUACCUUCCAUGUCCUCCAGCAAAAAACAUAAGAGUGAAAUCCAGCCACAGCCACAUCCUACGGACAGCAAUAAAGCAGUUCACAUCAAUUCAGAAAGUGUUCUCUGCAACAAGCCACACUCCCAAACAGAGCCUUGGCCAUCUUUAUCCAGGGCACACAAAGACUGCAGAAGAACAAAGCUCAUCUUUGAUGAUAUACCACGCAAUGCAGAUCACUUUAUGCAAGAAGCUAAACAGAAGAAGCAUAAAGCAGACGCGAUGGUGGAGAAAUUUGGAAAGGCACUGAAUUAUGCUGAAGCAGCAUUAUCGUUUAUUGAAUGUGGAAAUGCUAUGGAACAAGGCCCCAUGGAAUCUAAAUCCCCUUAUACAAUGUAUUCAGAAACAGUUGAACUGAUCAGGUAUGCUGUGAGACUAAAAACCCACGCAGGCCCUAAUGCCACUCCAGAGGACAAACAGCUAGCAGCAUUAUGUUAUCGCUGUUUGGCACUUCUAUACUGGAGAAUGUUCCGACUCAAAAGAGACCACGCUGUAAAGUAUUCAAAAGCACUUAUUGAUUAUUUCAAGAAUUCAUCGAAAGCUGCCCAGGCUCCAUCUCCAUGGGGUGCCAGUGGAAAGAGCACAGGAACUCCAUCCCCCAUAUCUCCUAGCCCUUCUCCUGUCAGCUCUGUAGGAUCCCAAGGGAGCACCGGUGCCCCUUCCCCCUCUUCCACUAUCAGCAUUCCACAGCGUAUUCAUCAGAUGGCAGCCAAUCACGUCAGUAUUACCAACAGCGUCCUGCACAGCUAUGACUACUGGGAGAUGGCUGACAAUCUAGCCAAGGAAAAUAGAGAGUUUUUUAAUGAGUUGGAUGCAUUGAUGGGACCUGUCACUCUACACAGCAGUAUGGAGCAUUUAGUUCAGUACACUCAACAAGGACUUCACUGGGUACGGAAUAGUGCUCACGCAAAAGACUGUGUGCCAUUCAAAUGAACUGCAUAAUCUCCCAUGGACAAUUCAGUUAUUCUGGACACUGUGCUACAGAAAUAAUCAACCAUAGCAUCCAAACAAAGGUGAAUAUUUCUUCAAUGUUGAACAACAUUUUUCCGAGUGUAGACAUAUAUGUGUGUAUGGAUAAUAUGCAGCUGUGUCUCUCCAGAAUGCAUUGUUCCAUAGCAAUCUCCAAACAUCGUCAUACUCUAGACAGAAUUGACCACAGGUGUCUUAAUACACACACACAUUCCCUAUGCCUGUGCUUAGAAAAACUCCGAAACCAAAAUCUCAUGAGUUAAUUGAACCAAGUGCAAUAAACACAAUGGCUCCUAGUCAGGAAUGCACUUAAGUGUGUGUUUAACUUUCAGCAUGUGCUUAAAUGUAAUUGACUUCAGUAGAACUUAAACAUGCACUUAAGUGCUUUCCUGAAUUAGGGACAAUGAGAGUUUGCCUGGCCGUUUGGCUGCUCCGUAGAACUUUCAGUGUUAGCGCACCAUCUCCCUCUGAUUUCCUGAUUGGGGUGUAUGGAUGAAUUGUGUAGACUGAAAAAAUAUGGAGCGAGAAAGCAUUAACUUUUGUGCAAUAAGUUUCAACAGCUUGCAUUCAUUUCUUUCUUUCUCUGCUUUUGAAAUUACCUUCCCUCCUGUUCAGCCUCCUUAUCAACUAUAAUGGACAUUAUCGAGGAAACAGCCUGAAAAAGGGGUGUAUUGAUAAUAAGAAACUGGAAGAGAUUCUGGAAAAUUGUGUACUGUUAUUAGAGGCAAGAAGUUAACACAAAAAUACGGCAAACUGCAACCCAGUUAGCGAAGAAAGUCCAUUUAUUACAUGUUCAUAUACAUACACACACAUCUAAGAAAUUUGUUUGCUUUGUGUGGUGAGGCUUCACCUAGGGUGACCAGAUGUCCCAAUUUUAUAGGGACAGUCCUGAUUUUUGGGUCUUUUUCUUAUAUAGGCUUCUAUUACCUCCUACCCCCGUCCCAAUUUUUCACAUUUGCUGUGUGGUCACACUAGCUUCACCUUACUGGCUCUGGUUUUGAUAUCUUUUCUAUCUUAAAGUAGCUUGCUUGCAAUUUCUUCUAGGCUGUAUCAUGCCAUUACAUGAAAUUCUCUUUAUCUUGGAAAGCUAGGUUUGCUGCUCACCAGACUAAGCACUGUUUCCUAUCAUAAUCCUCUCACUCGUCAUGCAUAAUCCUCCACUAGGCUUUAAUGUUGCUUGAUUUAUGGGGUGUUUUCAGCUCCUUUUGACAGACUGUGCUUUUUAUGCCAAGGGAAUUAAUCCUAAAGUAAUUGCAAUUUAAUUUGGAUCAGCUGAGGUCAUGGCCAGUUCAUAACUAAUGUAUUUGAUUGUUUUCAUCUGAAAUGUAAUUGUAUUGGUUAUUUUGCACCCAGCCCUCUAGCCCUUACUCAUGCAAGUAGCUACAUUAACUACAGUUGCAUCACUCAAGUAAGAGUCAAUGAAUGUCCAUCUUCACUGCUACAGUCUAGUCAGCUUUAUCUCAAUAUUAAUGUGAUGCUGGUGCAAAAAUAUCUGCCAGUAAAAGUUACAUAUCAACAAAGAAAAAUAGCCACUUAUGUAGUUGCCUUAUAUACUGGCAUUUCAGUGUCUGAUGAGUUGCAUUAGAAACCACAUAUCAAAUAAUUUAGCCAGAGGCAGAUUAAGGUUUCUUGGGGCCCUCGGCCAGAACAAGUGGUGGGCCCUUCCACCCCUUCCACCUGUGGUCCCUCCCCCAUUCUGCCCCCUCUAUAUGUGACCCCACCCCUUUGUUACCUUUUCCUCCCUCCCCUCCCAUUCCACACACACCCCAACUAUGGCCCCAAGACCAGAGACAUUCUGGGCACAGCGGGGAGUGAGAGCUCCCCCAGCCCUGAGGCUGCAGCAGGUAGCUAGACCUCCUCCAGUCCUGGGACCGGGGUCAGGUGGUGCUGGGGGCUUCCCCUGUGGCUGGCUGGCUUCUGCUGGGAUUGGGGGGCACUGGGGGCUCCCUUCGCCACAGCUCCCGUCCUGCCUGCCUGGCACUGCCACUAGGGAGUAGGGUCUGGGGUCGCAGGGGGUUCCCCGGCUGAUGCUUCCCCUGCCACCACCCCACCUGUCUGCCUGGUGCUGCUCCUGGAAGCGGGGUUGGGGCGUUGGCAUUGGAGUUUCAAGUAAGGAACUUUGAAUCACAUUUCUUGUGCUGUGACUGGGGAUAGUUUUUAUUAAUCAUGAGCUCAUUUGGAACUAGUUUGGCUGCAAUAUAUACAGCGAUUUCACAGAAAUUCAGGAAGAAUUAAUGUCCUGUUAUUGUAACAUAUUUCCUGACUACUACGGAUCUCUUGUAGAUUUGCACCCUUUCUUGUAAGCUGUUUUUAUGCUGAAUCAUUCCAGCUAAAAUACCCAUCAAGUCCUAUGAAAAUUAUAGUUUUUGUACUGGAAUCACUUACAUUGAACUCAUGUAAACAGAAGAAACUCCAUGGAAGUCAAUAGAGCUAUGCCCAUUUAGACCAACAGAGAAUUUGGCCUCCUGUCCACAAUGUUCCUUACAGGUGGUCAUUCUUAUGAGGUUAGAGCAUGCAGUUCAACCACAGGCACGUGUUUCUUCUGUACAGGUUGCUUUUUGUCAUGACUGCCGCUCUUUAAAUAACUACAGAUGUGUAAGGCAUGAUAACCAAAGAUACUUCAUUUCAUUCCUUUAGGGCCUGAUCCUGAAAAGUGCUGUGCGGCCUCAGGACCUGAUCCAGCAAAGCUCUUAAGUAUAAGCAUCACUUUACGUGCAUAAGUAGUCCCAUUAAUUUCAGUGUGAGCUGAGGGUUCUCAGCACGUUGCAGGAUCAGACCCUUAGAGACUGUCCUUAUUUUGCUUGCCACUUGCAAAGGCACAUCUUGUUUGUUUUAACUCAUUGUUUCAAGUCCGAGAAUGAUAAAGGUUCCCUUGUCUUGCAUUAGAGAUUCCAUCUCAGUCUUUCAGAGGUGAAGAUGUCAACCUGUUCAAAUCCAGCUCAAAAGCAAGAUUAUGCCUGGAGGGAGAGGUUUGGUAUAAAACAGAAACUUCUGGAUGUGACAGACAGCUAGUCACCAGCUGACAAGUACAUGCAGGCAUAGGAAAUCAACUGGAAUAUUAUCAAAUAAAAUGUGUGCCGCAGUUGGACAUAAAGGCAAUACAGUGAGGUUUUUUGCAUUAAAAAUUCCGUGAGAUACUCUGAGAUAUUCACAAACACCCAGUCAAUGAGGUAUUCAGACACACUUAGGCCUUGAUCCUGUAAGAUGUGCAGCGAGGAGUGUAAGGGUGAUGGAGGAGAUGUAUAGGUUCAGGUAUGGCUGACCACUGAGCAUAGGCAUCUAUGCUGUGUGGCAGCAAGUCCGAGGCCCCUUCCACAGCCCUUUCCUUAUUCUAAAUCUCACAGGGUUUAACGGGAAGGGGUGUAGGCAGAUGUUGGGCAUGUGAGGAGACAUGAUAUUCAGUGUAGGCCCAGAUCCUCCAAGGUAUUUAGGCACUUAACUCCCAUUUAUUUCAAUGGAAGUUACGUUCCUAGUAUAUUAGAGGAUCUGGGCCGUAUCCCUCAGCAUGCAACACUGGUGCUCAGUUAUGCGCUCCUUGUCUGAGCUUUACUUCUGCUACUGGGAGUAGCUUGGCAGCCUGGAAAGUAGUAGUCUCAUUAAUGCAGAAUCAGAUUCCCUGCUCUCCCGGUACAGCUCAUCACUUUUUACCUUUCACUUCCAUAUGCAGCAAGCUUCACCUGCACUGUGCAGGAUCAAGCCCUCCAUGUACGUGUGCACACACGUCUAUAUCUAAAUCAUGAAAAAGUUUAGUCAGCACAAAGGAUAUUACUAGUGCUUCCCAUUGCUCAUUGAGUACAUGUUACUGAAUGGCCAUAUCACCUCAGAAGAGCAGGAAUUGUUAUCAAGGUAAUGUGUGCAGCUAAUUAAUUUAUAAGACUCUCACCUUGGGAAUGGUGCAGUCGUAUAUUUUUCAUAAUACCAAUUUUCACCCAUUUUUCAUGGCUCUGAUAUAAAUCUGCAUAACUAAAAUGUCACACUUAGACCUGGCUAAUCUAUGCUUAGCUUAUCUACUCAAGAGACUUUACUAGACACCAGCCUUAAUGCCUAUACGGUAUAUACUAUUGAGUGACUUAGUCGCAGUGUUUAAUCCAAAUGAAAUUGGUAUUUGCAAACUGACUUGGAUUAACUAUGUCUGCCACUGCUAGGUUGCAGAUGUGACCUUAAAUUAUUAUGGUUUUAAACAAAAUAAGUUGAAUUUUAUGUAAAGAAUAGUGACUGGAUUCCUUAAUCUUUUUAGAAGAAGAUUUUUAAAAGAACACCUUGUCAAAGUCAUAUGUUUUUUAACUUUCCUAAAAUUUCUGGAGGGUUGCUGGUUCAUGGUCAAAGCUGUAUUAAUGACAUUUCCCUUCUACAGUAUGUCUGGCCUUUGCAUAAUCCACUUAAUAUGUCAAAAAGAAAUGUUUCUUUUUUAUAAUGAUUGCAGCACUCCCCUCUCCCAGUUCAGUGGAAAACCCUCAGAUGAAAGAAUAAAAUCUCCUUGCAUGUUGCUGGCACCAUACACUUAACAAUGACUGAAUGAAUUUGUUACAAUGAUGAUAAAAGUAUGGCUGGCACAGAUCUAAAAUGUCUUUCCUUUUGAUAACUUUUUGUUACAAUUUACACCAUGUAUUCAGACUCAUUCCUUAUUUGACUGGAGAGAAUUAUCUGAUUUACAUCCUAUAAAUAUGUUCCAGCUCAGAGCAUGAUCAGAAUCAUUAUUAUUCCACUACUUGAUACACUGGUUAUGCACCGAAGAGUGGGAACAUGCAUAGCAAUGGGUGAACCUCAUCUGAAUCCAUUUAGAAAAGCAUCUGGAUGUUUAUUUGAAGCUGAUCCAAACAUAUGAACCUCUUUGGUCAGGAAAGCUGUCUGGAAAGCUGGUGAGAACAGUGUCUUCCAUAAGAGUCUCAAAGUGAAAUCUUGGCUUCACUGAUUACAUCUACGCAGCAAAAAAACAAAACAAAACAAAACAAAAAAGGAUACGUGGCAGCGAGUCUCAGAAUCCAGGUCAACUGACUCAGGCUUACGGGGCUCAUGUUAUGGGCAGUGAGGACAUUUGGGCUUGGUCUAGAGCCUGGGCUCUGGGACCCUCCCCGCAGGA